Messenger RNA from Haemonchus placei, 519 nucleotides. The record is from the annotation of a GenBank genome assembly. NCBI's taxonomy places the organism in Eukaryota, Metazoa, Nematoda, Chromadorea, Rhabditida, Trichostrongylidae.
CACGGAUCAACAUUUUAUCGACGAUAUGCAUCUAGAAGAAGCAUAUUUGAUUCGGAAAACGGUCUGUACUCAGUACCGGUUCGCUUCAAAAAUGGCAGAGGUGAUAUCAUCGCUUUGGACGCAGUCUAUCAGGAUACGAUGCCGGAGGGCGGAGAGAAAGCAGUUCUUUUCGGUAUUCAUGGUUCACCUGGUUCUCAUGCUGACUUCAAGUAUCUUGCUCCAGAGUUGAAAAGAAACGGUGUUCGCAUGGUCGUGCCGAACUUUCCAGGACAAGGAUACACCCCUGGUGAGUUCGUGUUCUUCAACGUUUUGCACUCAGACCUGAUGCAAUACGAGCGGAGACCUUUUUCAUUCUCCAGGUUGCUGCAGAGCUUGCUCCCACAGCUGGGUGAACUAGGUGAAAUAACGAGCUACAGGUGUAAAAGAUUCAUUUCCAUCUAUUCUGCUGGACAGAAAUAUUUGCGCAAAGAGUCACGAAGUGGUCCGCCUUCCUCGAUGACAAAGGGACUCUCUAGAUUU